Molecule: messenger RNA, 2889 nt
Organism: Crotalus tigris (Tiger rattlesnake)
Lineage: Eukaryota; Metazoa; Chordata; Lepidosauria; Squamata; Viperidae
Product: forkhead box protein N1-like
Exons: 8
Biological process (GO): regulation of transcription by RNA polymerase II
Molecular function (GO): DNA-binding transcription factor activity, RNA polymerase II-specific; transcription cis-regulatory region binding
Source: RefSeq, a predicted model, not a curated record
CCCGGGGGCGCCCGGCGGAGCCCCUUCCACCCCUACCAGCGGCCGGGGCCGGCGGAGCCCUUCCCCGAGGCGCGGCUGGCCCUGGCGAGGGAGGCCGGCCAGCCCUUCCCGGCCGGCGCGGCCCAGGACGCCUUCGACGGCUUUCCCGCCCAGCUGCCCCACCUGGGCCCCGAUCCGGCCUGGAGCAGCGGGACGCCGCACAGCAGCCUCGGGCAGGAGCCCCACCUGCCGCCGGCCCAGGAGGCCCAUGCCAGGCUGAAAACAGCCCCCCUGGAGGAGCAGCCCGGCCCCUACUGCUGCCAGCCCCACGGACCCCCAGGGUACUGCACCUCCCACCCCUUCCACCAGUAUCUCGCCAGCAACGCCCUUCCGCUCCCCUUCCUCUCGGCUCCCCACCACCCCUACCAGAGGAUGGGGCUGCCAGGACCUCCACAGCCACCACCACCACCCCUCUUUCCAAAGCCCAUCUACUCUUACAGCAUCCUCAUAUUUAUGGCCCUCAAGAACAGCAAAACCGGGAGUCUACCUGUCAGCGAGAUUUACAACUUCAUGACCGACCACUUCCCUUACUUCAAGACGGCUCCCGAUGGUUGGAAAAACUCGGUCCGGCACAACCUGUCCCUGAACAAAUGCUUUGAGAAAGUGGAGAACAAGAUGGGCAGCUCCUCGCGGAAGGGCUGCCUGUGGGCCCUCAACCCGGCCAAGAUUGACAAGAUGCAGGAGGAGCUCCAGAAGUGGAAAAGAAAGGAUCCCGUGGCUGUCCGGAAAAGCAUGGCCAAGCCAGAAGAACUGGAGCUGCUGAUUGGAGACAAGACGGAGAAGCUGCUGUCCUGCAGCCCGGCCAGAGCUGGGGGUCCCUCCGUCUCCGGCCAGAUGCCGCUCCAGCCGCUGCCUGUCUACGCCCAGAACGGGCAGGGGACCCUGCCGUCCCCUCUCCCGGCCCAGAGCCCUCCAGGAUGCGGGAUGAAGAUGCUGUCGGCCUCCCGCCCGGAGCUGCUGCUGCUGGACGGCGACCUCAGCAUGGACGUCGAUGCCCUGAACCCCUCCAUCACCGGCUUCGACCUGCAAGGGAACCUGUGGGAGGUGCUAAAGGACGACAGCCUGGCGGGGGAGCCCCUGGGCCUCAUCUCGGGACCCCCGACGGCUGCCCAGGUGGACUUCCUGGCCCCCAGCCCCCUGGAUGCCAGCCCCGGCAGCGACCAGCUCCACCAGCAGCACCACAGCUUGCCUGGCGUUCAACUGACCACGCUUUACUCGGCCUUCGUGGACCUGGACACCGGCCCGGCCCCCGCCUAUCUGAACCCUCCAGGCUCCAAACCGGUUGCUCUGGUCUAGACCCCGGGCCAGACCGGUGGCGAAGUUUGGCCCAAACCCUUCACAAGGGUGUGCAAACCCAGUGCCCGGUCCCCAGCCAUACCCACGGUGCCUCUUGACCCGCCAUCCUGCCUGGGGCCACGUGGCCCGGGAUGAACGAAUGGCUCGCCACAAACCAGGAUCCUGCACCAUCAUCAGAAAGCACUUUGGCUGAGAGUGCAGACCAGAUCCGACCGUGUGGAUUUCUUUUAUUUCAAAGGCAACUGCUUUGCUUUUUUAAAAAAAAUUUCCGGUUUACCUGUGUGCAGGUGUGCGUGUCUAUACACCUGCCCAGCCCUCUACAAGAAUCCCAGUUGCUCAUUUGGAAAAAUUAUUUGCUCACCCGGGACCAAGGACCAAGAUUACCAGCAAUGCCGUUGGCAAAAGAACGUUCAAAUCAGGCUCCGGAUGGCUUUCCGGAUGUGAGUUCAAAUCUAGCCCAGAGAGGGGGAGACAAAGGGGACUGGAGGGGGAGAGGCUGCCUUGCCCAGGUGGUGCCAGGGCUGAAGACCGACACACCUCGCUUGGGCAAGGCUGGCACGGAAGAAGCCAGUUGCUGGGAAGCUUAGCAGAACUGGCCCACACCCGGCGCCCGGUGCUCCAAAGGCAGACAGUGGACAGGUGGCAAAUCUGUUUGUCGAAAGCAAUUUCAUAAAAUGUUAUUUAGUGUGUUACGGAUUAGGAAUGUAGAAUUUUGGACCAAAGUAUUCACCCUCUGGGGCAUUUUAAUUUUACAAGGCCGGUUUGAAUCAGAGGGGUGAAGAAAGGGGCAGAACCUCUGGAAGACCUUCCAAGCAAUUUUAUUUAUACAAGUCACAUCUCCAAAGUGCAUUUAAACACCAGGGGUGUGCAAUGUUGGUGACUUGAAGACCUGUGGACGUUGAAGUCCACAACUGUUCCAGUUGCCAUCAUUGCAAACCCUUUGGUCUAGCUCAAGGGUAGGCAACCUUGGCUCUUUUAUGACUUGUGGACUUCAACUCCCAGAAUUCCUGAGUCAGCAUGGGGGAACUAUGGCCCCCUUCAUGAUUGGUGGACAGGAAUUCUGGGAGUUGAAGUCCACCAGUCAUAAAAGCCAAGGUUGCCUACCCCGGAGCUAGCUAGCCAGGGAAUUCUGGGAGUUGAAGUCCACCACUCUUCAAGUUGCCAACAUUGCACACCCCUGGUGUACACCCAAGUAAUGCUUGAUUAAUGUACAACAAUUCCAGUUUUCACCUUUAAUGAAACCAUGCAAAGGAUACUCCUUCGCAGCUUGUUUUUCCUCCACUUCCAAGCACUCCGUUGUUUUGUCACAAGUCUCUGUUCAUUUUAAAGGGAAGGGCGCCCUCUAGUGGGGCCUACUGACUAGUGAGGCUACCGAUGCCAGCGUGGUUGUUCCUGUGGCGCCAUCUAGUGGCCUCUUUGGGGAAGCCAGGCAGAGUUAGAAAAGAAUAGAGCCGGAAGGGACCUCAAAGGGCUUCUAGUCUAACCCCUGCUCAAGCAGGAGACCUAUAGGGCCUCCUGCUUGAACAAGGGGUUGGACUAGUCCAGGCCUUUUCA